Miscanthus lutarioriparius is the source of this 378-nucleotide messenger RNA. The record is from the annotation of a GenBank genome assembly. NCBI's taxonomy places the organism in Eukaryota, Viridiplantae, Streptophyta, Magnoliopsida, Poales, Poaceae.
AUGCCUAUGCAGAGGCAAACCAUUCUAAAGCUACAGCUGGUGGUACUUACCUUGGCCAAGAAAUUUAUGGUUGGUGAGAAGUACAAUUGCAUCAGGAUAUACCGUGUCACAAACACAUAUACUCUGAAGUAUUAUGUUCAAGGAAUCAAGGUGUCAGGCACAAAUGCGAUUGGCACAACGCCAGCGAGGCAGCGAGCAAGCCGGGGCUUGCGGCGGCACGAGGGGGUCACAGGAGGCGGCGACACUGACUUCCGCGUCGCCAAGCGGCGCUGGCCGCAGCCCCCUGCGGCUCUAGAGCUGGCACUUGUCGCGCUCAACAGCAGGUCAUUCGUCGUGAUCGUUCUCGAGAAGAAGUGCAGUGGGCAUCUCGGGGCGUGA